UAUGAUUGGAGGCAGAAGGUUGUUUCUUUCAAUUGAUUACAUUAUUUGAAUUAUCCUAUAGACUCUUACAACUGAGAUAGCAACUAUCAAGGUGGACUGCUAUCAGACUCGAACAUGAAACUUGAUGAAAUUGAAGAGCAGCAGAUCAAAAAUCCAAUAUGCUUUACAUUAUGUGAGAUUUAUGUUGAACUAUGAGAAUAUUUCUAGACUUAUAACGUCUAUUGAGGACAGGAGAAAAUCAAGUGCCAUGCUACAGCUUAUCAAAAACUUGACAAAGUUUGACUCUUAUUAACAUGUUACUGUUUAGGGUUCUUUCUUUUGUUGCUUAAUUCUUGAUUAUUCUGAUCUUUAGUUGUUGUUUUGUGAAUUGUCAGAUGAUGAAGUCCUAUGUGUGGCUUCAAACUUCUGAUGGUUCAAUACAACAAGUAGAACAAGAGGUUGCUAUCUUCUGCCCCUUCAUAUGUAAUGAAAUACACUCAGGCAUGGGAUCUUCUAAGAAUUAUCCCAUCAUCCUUCCACCACGGGUCAAUCCACCCAUGUUGAGUUUGAUUUUUGACUACUGCCGGUUUCAUCAAGCACCUGGACACUCUAACAAGGAGAGGAAGUCUUUUGAAGAGAAAUUUGUUCGGAUGGAUACAAAAAGGCUUUGUGAGUUGACGUCAGCUGCUGACAGCCUGCAACUGAAGCCAUUGGUUGAUCUAACCAGCCGUGCACUUGCACGGGUUAUUGAAGGGAAGUCUCCGGAAGAGAUACGGGAGAUAUUUCAUCUGCCUGAUGACCUUACAGAGGUGUCUUGUGCUUCCAAUCAGUGUACAUGCUCAGUGUGCUUUUUUUAG
This is a messenger RNA of Olea europaea var. sylvestris, 836 nucleotides long. Its product is annotated as SKP1-like protein 21. Lineage: Eukaryota; Viridiplantae; Streptophyta; Magnoliopsida; Lamiales; Oleaceae. The record is from RefSeq and is a predicted model, not a curated record. The transcript is spliced from 2 exons. Gene Ontology annotation, cellular component: cytoplasm; nucleus. Gene Ontology annotation, biological process: SCF-dependent proteasomal ubiquitin-dependent protein catabolic process. Bases 375 to 836 code for a protein of 153 amino acids. Gene Ontology annotation, molecular function: cullin family protein binding.